Homalodisca vitripennis (glassy-winged sharpshooter) is the source of this 1137-nucleotide messenger RNA. RefSeq names its product signal peptidase complex catalytic subunit SEC11A (gene twr). The transcript has a single exon. Bases 270 to 806 code for a protein of 178 amino acids. The record is from RefSeq and is a predicted model, not a curated record. Gene Ontology annotation, molecular function: serine-type endopeptidase activity. Gene Ontology annotation, cellular component: signal peptidase complex; membrane. NCBI's taxonomy places the organism in Eukaryota, Metazoa, Arthropoda, Insecta, Hemiptera, Cicadellidae.
AAUGCUUACGUUUAUAAAGCAAUAUUUUGAUUCAGUUAACGAUACGAGUCGUUAUUUUACACUACCACCCUUUGUAUGUUGACGUAUCACUCUUUAAGGUUCUGACAUCACACUGGCGUAAUGUUGACUUUGGUGAUUCUAUCCAUUACUGCCAUCCAAACACAGCUGUUCGUAGAGGAAUCCAACAGCUGUUCGUAUAGGAAAGUCAACAGCCAUUGUUUAGCAUCCAGUUCGCGUUUAUUUACUUCAGUCGUCGCAAACGUCCCAAGAUGGUCUUUGGGUUCAUCGAGGAGUUGAAACGCACGAAUAAGCGACAGUGCCUGGACCAAGUGCUCUGUCUCGCUAUGGUAGUGUGCUCAGCACUGAUGGUAUGGAAGGGUCUGAUGGUAGUGACCAACAGCGAGAGCCCCAUAGUGGUAGUGUUGAGUGGCAGCAUGGAGCCGGCCUUCCACCGCGGGGACCUCAUGCUGCUCGUCAACUACCCGGAAGACCCUGUCCGCACGGGGGAUAUCGUCGUGUUCCGGGUGGAGGGUAAGGAGAUCCCCAUCGUGCACAGGGUGGUGCGGGUCCACGAGCGGGAGGACGGCACCUUCAAAUUUCUCACCAAGGGCGACAACAACCCCGUGGACGACCGUGGACUGUACAGCCCUGGCCAGCUCUGGCUCACGGAGAAAGACGUGGUCGGCAGAGCCAAGGGGGUGCUCCGCUACGUCGGCUUGAUAACCAUCUUCAUGAAUGAGUAUCCCAAAAUAAAGUUCGCUGUAGUGACCAUUCUUGGGCUGAAGGUGCUGCUCAACAAACAAUAGAUGAGAUUCGGAAGAAUUAUUUUAUUUUUCCAAGAUAAACGGUUUUUUUAUGUUUGUUCGCGGUUUAGAUUUCAGAUUAAUUUAAUUUAUGUGAUUUUUAGGCGUUUUAUCAAUAAACGGAGUGCAUAAAAGUUUAAGUAUAAUAUGUAAAAUCAGUACUUAUUUAGUUGUUAACACCUCUGUAACAGGGAAAUACGUUUAUACACUAUUUAACUUAAAUGUAGGUUUCAAGGAACUAUGUUCCUUAGUUAGGAACUUGUUAAUGCGUUAUAGAUAUACGUCUAAUGAAGUAAUUACAGUCUUUAUAAAAUAUACAGUUAUAUAAAUUACA